Molecule: messenger RNA, 969 nt
Organism: Colletotrichum truncatum
Lineage: Eukaryota; Fungi; Ascomycota; Sordariomycetes; Glomerellales; Glomerellaceae
Source: RefSeq, a predicted model, not a curated record
AUGGUCAUCUUGACGUGGAACUCUAGACUAGAAGAGAGCCUUUUCGAGCUCCUCGGCCUUGAUAUGUUUUCGAAGGACGACGCCAGUGUUAUCAAAUGGGAUCUUCAGUUGGCACACCAACUAGACCUUCGCUUUCCGUCGAGUGGGAAUCCGAGAGACGGCAGGGAUGUGGGCCGUGUGGCGGAAGCUCUGGGCAUACCUAUCGAAAUUACUCCGAACGAUCACAACCCUACCAGCACACGCCUCACCCAUAACGCUGGUAUGGAUGCUUGUUUCACGCUGGAAAUCCUUUUAGCUUUGUGCUUCCUCACUCCGGCACAGAUUCAUCAGACAUUCAGUAACCGAAGUCCCCUUCCACAGCUUCCCUCUAGGUUCAGCAGUUGGAACAAGUCCCUGAACGACCCCAAAGCACUUCUCGCACCCAAACCAUUCAAGCCCUUUGAUACUCCUACAACUGGCGUUAAUACAACGUGGCAGACGGUCUCUCCUAUCGAAAAGAAGCCGCACAAGAGUACAGAGCCUUCACAGGCGGCAACUUUUCAACUAUCUCUCCCUAUCAAUCAGCAAGCCAUGGCGGAGUUAGUACCAGCGUCUUGGCGGACUGAUAUUCCUGGUCAAAUCAACAUCCCAUCAGAGAUCAUAACGCGAUGGGCAAUGAUUGGCUUGUACGCGGAUUACGGUUACCAUGCUCAACCUUCGCCCACUGCAACUUUGCAUCAGGAGCCCGGCUCCAUCGACGACAGAUACGCUCUACCGUCUUUGGGGACAAGUCAGGCUCCGCAGGCCUUGAUACCGAUGCCUCAAAAUCCCAACGCGCCCAGCCCUAUCAAGCCUAAGAUGUCUGUUCCUGCCAAGCGCAAGUCAUCCGCCCCUGCUGAGCCCAGAACACUACGCCCUUUUGUCUCUUCUUCGACGACAGAUGCUAUUCAGUCUGAUGAAGAGAUGGAAGAUCUCAUCACAUUUGAGUAG